AUGACUUCAUCCGGAUCUUCGAAGAACCUCGUCAAAGGCCUCACGGCCUAUCUCCAGUCACCCAGUCUGCCGUUGCCCUCAGAAGUCAAUGCUAUCAUCACCAGCUACCUCGAUAAACAUGAGAAGUCUGAAGAGACCUCGGGAGACAAGCUGAAUGAUGAACUGGCCACUAUCUGGGAAAAGAUAGUGUGGGAUCGUCCGGAGCGAUAUGCUGCUUUUCUUGUCAUUUUACGAGAGCUGCGUCCAGUCCUUCGAACACCCUCUCGCAUAUUCAAAUGGUGGGACAAGCUUCUGGAUCCGGUUCUCGAGCAUGUAGCCUCAGAAAGAGGACUGGCCCGAGAGGUACUCGAACAUACCCUUGAUUUGCUCUCGACGGACGAGCACGAUGACCCCGAAGCAUGGAGUUCGGGCCAGAUGCUCCCGCUGGUUAGUCGCCUGCUGGCUCGCUGGCUGGAGAUUGUUCAGUCUGAAUCCAGCUUUGGUCCAGCAGCCGAACUCAAAGAGAGGAUGAUCAAGGAUGCUCUGGUGGCUUUUGGCAAGCGAGACCCCAAGGGCUUCAUGACAGUCUUGAACGACUUCGUGCUCAGAAAAGACGAUCGCAAUGCGACGCUGAGUCUCUUGAUAGAUUUCGUCUCGUGCGGGCCACCACAUCUACAUCAAAUUCUACAAACACCUCUCUUCCAGAGUAUCCUGCAAUCGCUACAGCGCGAUGAGUCUACCAACACUGUUACGAUUGCUCUUCUUUCGCUCAACAUGAUCAUGCCGUUUAUACCCAGCGCUCUUGUCCAAUAUCUCCCAACACUCUUCAACAUCUACGCAAGGCUUCUGUUCUGGGACAGAGACUCGCUGUUUACAAAACAGCAUACCGAGAUGGGCGAGGGGAAAGACGGCCCAUGGGCCACGAUGCCGUGGGAGAAGGUUCUAAUGGACCCAGAUUUUGACGGAAGCACCAUACGUUACCUCAAGAACUAUUUUAACCUGCUCUAUGGCUUGUACCCGAUCAACUUCCUAGACUACAUUAGGAAGCCUCAAAGGUAUCUCCGACAUGCCAACAAUCCUGAGGAUAUCGAUGUUCAGGCGAUGGAAAUCCGAGACAGGUCGGAGCGGUUCAGAAAGAUGCACCUUUUGCAUCCCAACUUUUACAAUCUCACCAUCGAAUCAGAAAAGACGGAUUUGAGUCGCUGGAUCAGGAGCGAAGCCGACGAAGUCCUAGCUGACUGUACGGCGUUGCAAAUUGAGCCAGGUCCGUCGCCCGUCAAUAUCCCAGCUGAUACAUCACUCCCAGGAGUGCCGGCCUCCAUGCUCAGCGAGGGCCAGGAACUAGACAGCCGGGAGUUUGCCCUCUUGAGUAGCCCAGUUGUCGACCCUUUAUCCCAGUCAAUGGCACUUCCGUCGCUGGCGCUUGAUCGACCUGGCUCGCAAUUAAGUCAUUCGACACCUUCUGGAUACAAUACACCAGAACCUAGAAGUCGAGGCGGUGGUGAUAGCCCGACAUUGCCACCGCAACUUGGUCCGUCAGCGUCCCACAGUCGUCUUCAGGAUUUGAUACAUUCCAACAAGGUCAUCAAAUCAGGCCUCCACCAGUCUCUCAACAGCGACAGCGUGCCAUCUUUGAUACUGAGCCCGCAGGAACAAGCGGGAGAAAAAAGUCCGUUCCUGCCCUCAACCACGCACACAUCGCCGCAGGGGGGACAAACCAGCGGGGACUUGGCUGAGCAAGCUGCUAUGCUGCAUCAUGAGCGUCUAAUUCUGCUCAAUGACCUUCAGUAUGAGCGGUUCAUCAAGCACCAGCACAUGAUGCACAUGGGAGAGCUGCGCCGGAAACAAGUCAGGGAGGCAGCGACAGAGGCCGAGACUCAGAACCUCGUAAUGGCUAAUCGUAGUUUGAAACAGCGUUUGGACGAGGCGAAGAGGAGCGAAGCCCAGAACAAAAAGGAGUUCGACAACCGUCGCAAUAUGUCCAAGAAGUGGGAAGACUCUCUGUCUAAUAAACUCAAGGUUCUCCGCGAGGAACAGAAGAAGUGGGUUUUGGAGGAGGCCGAACUCAGACAGCAGCUGGAAAAGGCGCGGGGCGAAAUUGCAAGUCUGCGGCGGAUUGUGGACGAGGCGGAAAAGAAGAGGUUGGAGUCGGAGCAGAACCUAGAGGCCGUUGAUAUCAGCACAGCCAUGAUUGAGAAGCUCAAGGCGGAAAUAUCUCGUCUUUCCGCUACGGAGCACCUGUUCCACGGUAAAGAGGUCAAGAUGCAGCUAGCCGUGCAGGAAGCAGCCGCUGCUGAGGCCAAAGCUGAGCAGCUAUCCAAAGAACUUGCGGCGCGGGAAGAGCAGUUGGAGAAGCAAAGACGUCAUUACCAGACCGAAAUCGAUGGCCUGAAGUCUGAACUGGGUAAAGCACUCCAAAUCAAGCAACAGACAUCGUCCAAAGAGAUUGUGGCGGCGUACGAAGGUGCUCUGGCAGCGGCACGAGCGAAGAACACUGAUCUCCAAAAACAGUAUGGGGCACUCACGAGAAAAUACACAGUACUUAAGGCGUCACUGCUGAACAUGCAGUGCGAACAGACGGAACGGAGCGGGAGACCAAUCGCGACGCCGACGUCGGUGGUGGCUGAUGGUAGGCUCGACCAAGGUUCCGGGAGUCCUGCCAUGGGUCGGCUUCGGUCUCCUCGUGUACUCGCAGAUUCAGAUGGAUUUGAAGGGUCGCAUAACGCCACGCCACCGUUAGAGCCGCUUUCGAGUUCCCUUGGUUCAGUACUUCCCCCUAAUCGCCCAUCGACGCCACCCGGACGACACGAGACGUCAGGAUCGGGCAAGACGAGCCCGCAAACAGAGCGGUACUUCGGGAGAGGCGGCGUCCAAAAUACGAAGAAGGACAAAAAGGAGAAGAAGGAAGAGAAGUCGGAAAAGAAGGAGAAGAAGGUGGGCACUAUUAGAGGUAUCCGCGGCUUUGUGUAA
Molecule: messenger RNA, 2949 nt
Organism: Podospora pseudocomata
Lineage: Eukaryota; Fungi; Ascomycota; Sordariomycetes; Sordariales; Podosporaceae
Exons: 3
Coding region: 1-2949 (982 amino acids)
Biological process (GO): regulation of cell cycle; negative regulation of TOR signaling
Cellular component (GO): TSC1-TSC2 complex
Source: RefSeq, a predicted model, not a curated record